AUGGCUGCUUUGGCACUGACUGCAUCUGUGAGGACACGGCUGCUGGAGGGUUGUGACACGAGUUGCAGUGGAGACACCAUGGCUGGGCGCACUCACCUCCUCCUCAGCUGCAGCACCACCUCCUCAGUGGAACACUCACCUCCUCCUCAGCUGCAGCACCACCUCCUCAGUGGAACACUCACCUCCUCCUCAGCUGCAGCACCACCUCCUCAGUGGAACACUCACCUCCUCCUCAGCUGCAGCACCACCUCCUCAGUGGAACACUCACCUCCUGCUCAGCUGCAGCACCACCUCCUCAGUGGAACACUCACCUCCUGCUCAGCUGCAGCACCACCUCCCCAGCGGAACUCACCUCCUGCUCCGCUGCAGCGCCACCUCCCCAGUGGAACACUCACCUCCUGCUCAGCAGCAGCACCACCUCCUCAGUGGAACACUCACCUCCUGCUCAGCUGCAGCACCACCUCCCCAGUGGAACACUCACCUCCUGCUCAGCAGCAGCACCACCUCCCCAGUGGAACACUCACCUCCUGCUCAGCUGCAGCACCACCUCCCCAGUGGAACACUCACCUCCUGCUACGCUGCAGCACCACUUCCCCAGUGGAACACUCACCUCCUGCUCAGUUGCAGCACCACCUCCCCAGUGGAACACUCACCUCCUGCUCAGCUGCAGCACCACCUCCCCAGUGGAACACUCACCUCCUGCUCAGUUGCAGCACCACCUCCCCAGUGGAACACUCACCUCCUGCUCAGCAGCAGCACCACCUCCUCAGUGGAACACUCACCUCCUGCUCAGCUGCAGCACCACCUCCCCAGUGGAACACUCACCUCCUGCUCAGCAGCAGCACCACCUCCCCAGUGGAACACUCAGCUCCUGCUCAGCUGCAGCACCACCCCCCCAGUGGAACACUCACCUCCUGCUACGCUGCAGCACCACCUCCCCAGUGGAACACUCACCUCCUGCUCAGUUGCAGCACCACCUCCCCAGUGGAACACUCACCUCCUGCUCAGCAGCAGCACCACCUCCCCAGUGGAACACUCACCUCCUGCUCAGCUGCAGCACCACCUCCCCAGUGGAACACUCACCUCCUGCUACGCUGCAGACCCCUCCUCUGCAGCACCACCUCCCCAUUGGAACACUCACCUCCUGCUCAGCUGCAGCACCACCUCCCCAGUGGAACACUCACCUCCUGCUCAGCAGCAGCACCACCUCCCCAGUGGAACACUCACCUCCUGCUCCACUGCAGCACCACCUCCCCAGUGGAACACUCACCUCCUGCUCAGCUGCAGCAGCACCUCCCCAGCGGAACACUCACCUCCUGCUCUGCUGCAGCACCACCUCCCCAGUGGAACACUCACCUCCUGCUCAGUUGCAGCACAACCUCCCCAGUGGAACACUCACCUCCUACUCAGUUGCAGCACCACCUCCCCAGUGGAACACUCACCUCGUGCUCAGCUGCAGCACCACCUCCCCAGUGGAACACUCACCUCCUGCUCAGCAGCAGCACCACCGACCCCGCUGGAACACGCAGCAUCUAA
Messenger RNA from Oncorhynchus gorbuscha (pink salmon), 1536 nucleotides. Its product is annotated as extensin-3-like. The record is from RefSeq and is a predicted model, not a curated record. Bases 1 to 1536 code for a protein of 511 amino acids. The transcript is spliced from 3 exons. Lineage: Eukaryota; Metazoa; Chordata; Actinopteri; Salmoniformes; Salmonidae.